Molecule: messenger RNA, 4663 nt
Organism: Neolamprologus brichardi
Lineage: Eukaryota; Metazoa; Chordata; Actinopteri; Cichliformes; Cichlidae
Source: RefSeq, a predicted model, not a curated record
CUUGAACGCAGCACCACCGCCUGCUAUGAGCCGCUUCAUCAUAUCGCGAUAGACACCGCCAGGCCACGGCGCUACCGUUGAGCAACAUGGCGGAAGAGGAGGUGGCCAAGCUGCAGAAGCACCUGGCCCUGCUCAGGCAGGAGUAUGUGAAGAUGCAGCAGAAGCUGGCUGAUACAGAGAGGCGCUGCGCCAUGCUCGCCGCUCAGUCUUCUAGUCAGGGCUCUCCCACCCCUGCAGCCGCGGAGACCUUCAUCAGCCGUCUGCUGGACAUUGUGGCCGACCUCUAUCAGCAGGAACAGUACAGUGAUCUAAAGGUGAAAGUAGUGGGGGAGCAGAUUCAUGCCCAUAAGUUUGUGCUGGCUGCUCGCAGCGAUGUGUGGAGUCUCUCCAACCUGGCUUCAACCAACGAGCUGGACCUGUCUGAUUGCAAACCUGAGGUUGCCAUGGCAAUGUUACGGUGGACAUAUACCGACGAGUUGGAGCUGAGCGAGGAUGAUGCCUUUCUCAUCGACUUGAUGAAACUGGCCAACCGCUUCCAGCUUCAGCUGCUCAGAGAGAGGUGUGAAAAAGGCGUGAUGUCCUCGGUGAAUGUCAGGAACUGCAUUCGCUUCUACCAAACAGCCGAGGAGCUGAAUGCCAGCACCUUAAUGAACUACUGUGGGGAGAUCAUAGCCAGUCACUGGGAUGAUCUGAGGAAAGAAGACUUCAGCACCAUGAGUGCCCAGCUUCUGUACAAGAUGAUCAAAUCUAAAACAGAGUAUCCUCUCCAUAAAGCCAUCAAAGUAGAGAGAGAGGACGUGGUGUUUCUGUAUCUCAUUGAGAUGGACGCGCAGUUACCUGGCAAGCUAAAUGAACUUGACAACAAUGGCGACCUAGCAUUAGACCUAGCCCUCUCCCGGAAAUUGGAAAGCAUUGCAACCACUCUUGUGAACAACAAAGCUGAUGUGGACAUGGUGGACCAGAGCGGCUGGAGUCUGCUGCAUAAAGCCAUUCAAAGAGGUGAAGUUACUUUGCUUGACCUGGAGCUCAAAGAUCACGAGGGCAGCACAGCGCUGUGGCUGGCACUGCAGUAUAUCACCGUGUCUUCGGAUCCCUCUGUCAACCCGUUUGAAGAUAAUGCGCCGGUCGUAAACGGCACCUCGUUUGACGAGAAUAGCUUUGCGGCCCAGCUCAUCCAGAGAGGAAGCAACCCCGAUGCACCUGACACUACCACAGAGUAUUGCCUCAUGCAGAGAGCAGCGCUUGCAAACAAUGAGGCGGCUGCUCUUUUCCUCACAACUCAUGGGGCAAAGGUCAACCACAUUAACAAAUGGGGUGAAAGCUCACUUCAUACAGCAUGUCGCUGUGGCCUAGCAAGCCUGACAGCUGAGCUUCUCCAGCAAGGGGCCAAUCCUAACCUGCAAACCCAGAAGCCUCUACCCGAUGACCCCCUCGGUGUGGCCAUGCAGACCCCCCUCCACAUGGCCAUCGCUCACAACCACCCAGAUGUGGUCUCCGUCAUCCUGGAGCAGAAAGCCAACGCACUACAUGCCACCAACAACUUCCAGAUCAUCCCAGACUUCAGCCUCAAAGACUCCAUGGACCAGACAGUUCUGGGCUUGGCCCUCUGGACAGGCAUGCACACCAUAGCGGCUCAGCUGCUGGGAUCAGGAGCAUCUAUCAAUGACACUAUGUCCAGUGGACAAACUCUGCUGCACAUGGCCAUCCAAAGGCAGGACAGCAAGAGCGCACUCUUCCUUCUUGAACACCAGGCAGACAUUAAUGUUAGGACCCAGGAGGGACAAACAGCACUGCAGCUGGCCAUCAGUAACCAGCUGCCUUUGGUGGUGGACGCCAUUUGCACAAGAGGAGCUGACAUGUCGGUGGUUGAUGACAAAGGUGACCCUCCACUGUGGCUGGCUCUUGAGAACGGACUUGAAGAUAUCGCGUCCACACUGGUCCGCCACGGCUGUGAUGCAACUUGUUGGAGCUCGGGGCCGUCAGGCUGCCAGCAGACCCUCCUGCACAGAGCUGUUGAUGAGAACAACGAGGUCUCGGCCUGCUUCCUUAUCCGCAGUGGUUGUGACGUGAACAGCCCCAGGCGGCCUGGCCCUAAUGGGGAGGGAGAUGAAGAAGCCCGAGAUGGACAAACUCCCCUCCACCUGGCAAGCAACUGGGGACUGGAGGAUGUGGUGCAGUGCCUUCUUGAGUUUGGAGCCAAUGUUAAUGCACAGGAUUCAGAGGGCAGAACUCCCAUCCAUGCUGCUAUUAGCAACCAGCACAAUGUCAUUAUACAGCUCCUCAUUUCCCAUCCAGACAUUCGUCUCAACAUUCGCGACCGUCAGGGAAUGACCCCCUUUGCCUGCGCCAUGACGCACAAGAACAAUAAAGCGGCAGAGGCUAUUCUCAAGAGGGAGCCAGGUGCUGCCGAACAGGUGGACAACAAAGGGCGCAACUUUCUCCACGUGGCUGUGCAGAAUUCAGACAUUGAAAGUGUCCUGUUCCUAAUCAGCGUCCAAGCUAACGUCAACUCCAGAGUUCAGGACGCGGCCAAGCUCACCCCGCUGCACCUGGCUGUGCAGGCUGGAUCUGAGAUCAUCGUCCGCAACCUGCUGCUUGCUGGUGCUAAAGUGAACGAGCUGACUAAACACAGACAGACAGCGCUACAUUUGGCUGCUCAGCAGGACCUGGCCACCAUCUGCUCCGUGCUGCUGGAGAACGGAGUAGAUUUCGCCGCCGAGGACGAGAAUGGCAAUAAUGCUCUGCAUCUGGCUGUGAUGCAGGGUCGCCUUAACAAUGUCAGAGUCCUUCUCACAGAGUCCAACAUCGAUGCUGAGGCUUUCAAUCUCAGGGGUCAGUCACCAAUGCAUGUGCUGGGCCACUAUGGCAAAGAAAACGCUGCUGCCAUUUUUGAGUUGUUCCUGGAGUGCAUGCCUGAAUAUCCUCUGGACAAACCUGACAAUGAAGGGAACACAGUUCUGCUGCUGGCCUACAUGAAAGGAAACGCAAACCUGUGCCGUGCUAUCGUGAGGGCCGGCGCUCGCCUGGGAGUCACUAAUAAUCAGGGCAUCAAUAUUUUCAACUACCAGGUUGCAACCAAGCAGUUGCUCUUCCGCCUUCUAGAUAUGCUUUCCAAAGAGCCCCCAUGGUGUGAUGGCUCCAACUGCUAUGAAUGCGGUGCCAAGUUUGGAGUUACAACACGGAAACAUCACUGCCGCCACUGUGGGCGUCUGCUGUGCCACAAGUGCUCUAUAAAAGAGAUCCCCAUCAUCAAGUUUGACUUGAACAAGCCGGUGAGAGUGUGCGACAUCUGCUUUGAUGUGCUGACUCUGGGCGGCGUGUCGUAAUGCCCCGGCCUGGAUGUCUUUCAACCGCUGGCUCCAACCGCGCCAGGUCCAACUUGGCACAAUUAUUCAGGCACACUGGGAGCAGGACAUGCUAACGAGAGAAUCCCAGACAGUUGUGGACCAUCAUCUUUAUACUAUUCCAGUUUAUGAAAAACUAUUAAUCUUUUAGAGGGAUGUUGCAAGUAGGAAGUGAAACAUUGUUGUUUUGUUUCUGUUUCAAAGUAUGUUGACGUGAAUAUCAGUGGCUCUUCAGCUUGGCGAUGGCUGGACUGUUCAGUGAUGUUUGCGCUGACGAGCUCUUUAAUAUCACAAACAGGUUGUACGCGGCAUUUCAGUCCACCUUUAGAAGGGGUCUUCCCUUAAACAUGCCGACCUGUCCAAACACAACAAAAAUAUCUGCUACGAAAUAAAACUCUACAUACGUGAUAGUUGAGGCUGCUGCCAACCAAGAACAAACGGUUAAAUGCCCUUUGUUCUAAAGAUCGCUGCGUUCUCUGUAAUCUUUGAACAUUUAUUCACUAUUUUGUGUUAACUGAGUAAAACAGGACGAGGAGCGGUCGAGGGGAAAGCACCUCAACUUGACUCGGUCCAAAGUGAAUCAAACCUUUUCUGUUAAACUUACUUUACUGCAGACGUGAUGGUGCAACUGGAAAAAUACGGUGGUGUUUUGUCCCCAGUUGAGCUUUAUGAGGAGACCUCGGCCAAGUUGAAUGGAAACGUGACAGGAGAAAGCCCAUUAAUCACGAGAGCAUUAGAAACCUCUCCAAAACAUGAAGUACCCCCCCCCCUUCUCAGUUACAGAAAUGCCUAGUAUGCCUAUGCAUGUCAUUUAAUUUGCAGCCUUUAAGUCAUGGUUAUAAUUUUAAAAUCAGCCACCGGAUGAUUACAUUCCACGUCGGGCCUACUGUGAGGUCCUCAUCUUAAUCCCACGACGUUGCCUCGUGUCAAGUUGUCGUCUUGACCCCAUCACAUGUAACGCUUCUUGAUUUCUAAACCUAACAGGUGCACUUUAUCAAGUUCACGUGACAUUUCUGAUCAUGGGGGAGAAUGUGGAGUAAGAGGGAUGGCCACGUAGUGGGGCCUCUUCAAGUAUUGUUAAAUUGUACAGAUAAAUGUGUGAUAUUUUUGACCACUACAACUGUUUUGUACUUAAAUGCAGUUUGUGCUUGUCAUUGUGACAAACCUAAAUCUUGCCUCUGUUAAUCUUUUAUGCACAUUGUUUAAUCUUUUAUGCACAUUGUAUUGUAUCUGUAUGCUCAGAUAUCUAGCUCGUCUCUUCCUGGUGUAUUCUUUUAGGGAAAAGGAGGACAACUUUACAUAAAGGUCAUCAAAAAAUG